GAGAAUAUUAGAUGUUAUAUUCUUAAAUCGUUCAUAACCUUUAUUGAAGUUGUUCGUGCAAGAUCUGUGGCAGUUAUGCUAACCAGUGAAGGAAAAAAGAAUCCUCUACGGAAAAUAAAAUCGUAUUUGAAUCCCAGAUAUAUUGGUAUUAAAAGCGCUCAUAAGUUUGAUCACAAUGUUGGUGCCCCAAAACGUGGCCGGGAAAGACGAUCUAUGAAUACUUUCACCACCAGUCCUAGUAAUAUUUCAAAAUUAAACAGAUCCGACGAUAUGUCCGCUAAAUUUAUUGCAUCCAAUUCGAUGUUUGGAUUUGUACGUCGAACGCCCAGAAAAGAGCAAGAGAAUGAAAGCAGUCCAAAGAUUGCAAAGCAGAGAAAAAAAUUUAUAAGCCCAAUUGACAAACUACUGAAAAAGAAUGGUUCAUUAGUUGAGGCUUUAACUACACCAAACGAUAUGAAAGAAAAGGACAAUUGGACUGAAGAACACCAAUCAGAAAGUAACCAAACGGAAAAAAAUAAUCAUAUUGUAAUGAGGGGGAGCAGUCCACAAGGCCUUGAAGGAGAAGAAGAAGAAGAGAAAAAAUUAUAUUCAAAGAAAACUUUAGAUUUCAGCAAGGCAUCUAUAGAUGCACUGGAAGAAUACGGAGGACUUUCAAUGGCAAAAUUCAGUGAUAUUCAAAGCGAAAGUCAUAACGAGGAGGUGGCGGGAGACAUCCCUUUGGCAAAAUCGCCCUCUGCGUUUAGCACUGAUAGCGCCAAAGGUUCUUCCAUCGCAAACGAAGGUUCUUGGUUGACAGUUGACGUCGGUGACGUAUUUUGGGGCCAGAUAUACAAGUUUUGCUUUUGGCCAUGUAUGGCUUGCUCCGAUCCUGACAGUGAUAGCCUUACGAAGGACGAUGUAAGCAGGUCAGUUACUCUGAUUCAUGUAAGAUUCUUUGCUGAUAAUGGUCGUCGCAACUGGGUAAAACGGGAAAAUCUUAUCCCAUUCGUGAGCCUGGAAAAUUAUAUGGAACACGUGGAGGAUGUCAAAGAGAAAUUUGGAAACAAAGGAAUGCAUUUGAAAGCCUUCUUGCCGACAAAACGAAAAGAAUCUCUCUGGCGUCAGGCAAUAAAUGAAGCAUGCUUAGUCACGGAGUUACCGCAUUCUGACAGACUAAAGAAAUUUCAUGAAAUUUUCGAGGAAUCAAAACUAUUUCAAAAAUUGGAAAAACAAAGGCGGAAAUCAAUGCAUGUGUACAGAGCGGAAUCUACUACGGAUACCGGUAGCCUGUAUGGCUCGAAUGACGCUAUUAACGUUAAUGGUUUUGCUGAAAAUUUCAGCAAUCGACUAUUACAUAAUUUUUCAUCGAUCGCGCAAAAGCGGGACCGUUCAAGUUCUCCAUUGAGUCCAGCAUAUUCUCCGCACAAACCCAAUAAAGUCAAACGGCCAAGGCUUAGCGUUGGCGCGGCAACCAUUGAUGGAGAAUACACAAUUUCAACCCACUAUACGGUAAAUUCUGUUAAGAAUAAUGGUGACGAUCUUUUCAAACUUUAUGGCUGCUUAAGAGAGUUUGUGUUGGAGAACACCAAAGAUGAUGAUGAGGCAUUGGAUAGAAGUGUUUUUGCAGCAGCGCGUAAUAUUUAUGCACUUAGAGAAGUAAACCGUGCGAGGCAUGGGCAUCACUUACUAAACAAUGGCAAUCAAAGUAUUUUGGACUCCACUUUGGCAGAAAGCUUCCGUCAAAGAGAUGACGGCGUAACAAAAAAACGUUUAUCAAAUCGUUUAAAAAAUUUAAUGGUACAAAAAACUCUUUCAAUAGGCCAAAGUCCGGAUUUAUUUGCCAAUGCAUCGCCGGCAUUACAACGUGAUUCUUUUGGAUCACGAAAGGUCGUUAGAAAAACUAUUCAUCGGCCAAUAGAAGAGGUUAUUAAUGAUAUAUUCGACUUGGACAGUAAAUAUUUAUUCAGAGGCCUCUCUCGAGAACCGGUUUGCCGAUAUUGCUUUAAACCGGGCAAAAACCUGAAAAAAUGUUCAAAAGAAUGUCGACAGUGGCUACAUAAGGAGUGUUUGCCUAACGAAAUUCCAGCUAAUGUAUAUAAUCAAAGUAACGAUACUGAAACUGAAGUUCUAAACACAAUAUCAGCAGAAGCGAUAACACAUAAUAACUCCAAUCUAGUAAAAGAAGACUCUAAAAGCGAACUUAUUUGUCAAGAGUGCUCUAACAACGAGCCUUUAAAGUGCCUAAUAUGUAACAGUUCGAAAUCUCAACGAGAUGAUGAUCCUUUAAUCACUUGUUCUAUGCAAAAUUGUGAACGAGCCUUCCAUCCGUCGUGUUGCAAGCAUUGGCCUCAUGCCAAACGUACUUACUCCAAGAAACACAUCGAAUCUUUUCGUUGUCCAUCUCAUGUUUGUCACACGUGUGUGUCAGAUAACCCAAAAGAGAAAUUUCAACAGCUGAGUAAUGCCAAAAUUGUGAAAUGUGUAAAAUGCCCUGCCAGCUAUCACUGCUAUUCAAGUUGCAUACCAGCAGGCAGCCAAAUAUUAAGUGCGGCAUACAUUAUAUGCCCGUCUCACACAAAUUCCAAGUCGGACAUGACCAUUAACGUAAAUUGGUGCUUCAUAUGUGUUGAAGGCGGCCAGUUAGUUUGUUGCGAAACAUGUCCAGUCGCCGUACAUGUUCGAUGCUUAGAAAGACCAAUAGAUAACAACGCGGUGUAUAUUUGUGACGAAUGUGAGUCCGGUCGUAAGCCACUCUAUGGCGAAAUCGUUUGGGCAAAGUUCAAUAAUUUCCGAUGGUGGCCAGCCAUUAUACUACCACCGCCUCAAGUGCCUCAGAAUAUUGCAAAAAUGCCCCAUAGUGAAUCAGAUUUUGUGGUGCGUUUCUUUGGUACUAAUGAUCAUGGUUGGAUAUCCAGACGACGUGUUUACUUAUAUGUUGAAGGCGAUUGUUCUAGGCCACCGAGAACAAAAUCAUCUUUGGAUGCGCGCUAUACUAAGGGGGUGGAAGAAGCCAAACGCAUUUAUGAAAUAAUUAGUAUGAAGAAAUCGCAAUUAAGACUUGUAAAUAAAGAAAAAUUGCAUCCACAACCCUUUGUCCGAAUCAAAACCAAUCGCGCUGUGUCGCCGGUGAAAUUACAAAUAGAUAUUGAAAAAGUCAGCAAGUGUAAUUGCAAGGCAAGCGAUCAGAAUCCAUGCGGUCCUUACUCAAAUUGCUUGAAUCGCGUUUUGUUCAACGAAUGUAAUCCGAAAAUAUGUCCGGCUAAAGAACGUUGUCAAAAUCAAAUGUUCGAGUCUCGCAUAUCACCGCGUUUAGAUGUUGUUCAUAUGAAAGAUCGCGGCUUUGGUUUAGUAUGUCGCGAAUUUAUACCAGCUGGUGCUUUCGUAAUUGAAUACGUGGGCGAAGUUAUCAAUGACGACGAAUUUAAGGCAAGAUUACUACAGAAAACAAAAGAUCGAGAUGAAAAUUUUUAUUUCCUUUCGGUGGAGAAAGAUUAUAUUAUUGAUGCGGAACCGAAGGGCAAUUUAGCCCGAUUCAUGAAUCACUCUUGCGAUCCUAAUUGCGAGACACAGAAAUGGGUCGUGAAUUCUCUGGUUCGUAUCGGUCUAUUCGCUAUUAAAGACAUACAAAAAGAUACAGAGUUAACUUUUAAUUAUCACUGGGAUGACUUAAUGAGUAAUAAGAAGAAAAUUUGCCUUUGCGGCUCGAAAAAUUGUUCUCGCCAAAUUGGCGCUAAACCCAAAGAAAUCGCCGACAUUGAUGUGAUAGAAACAGCAACUAGUAGCGUCCGCGUCAAAAGUAAAGCGAAAGCUAAAGUAAAGGCAGCGCGGAAACUUUCCCGUAAAUCGGCUUCCAGCAAUAACUUGAAAAUGUCUGCUAAGAAUUUGAAAACUGAAUUCGAUAAUGAGAACAACGAUCAAGGCAAACAAACGAUUCCUGCAAACGAGAAAACAUUAUAUUAGUGACACUGUGUAAGCAUUUCCAGAAAAAUGUCAACAUAUCGUAUUCAAUUUAAGACACGGGCGUUUUCUCAUUUUUUUCUUGACUUUUUUUAAAAUUAUCCUUUCGAGAAUAUAUAUUUGAAUGGUUUCUUUUCAAUAAUUUAUAUUCGUUAUCCUGUUUAUAUAGACUAUAUUUUUGAGCUAUGUUAGCAGUUCGAUGUUUACGUUUAAUUAAUGGAUUUUAUGUAUUUAUGAUUUUUUUAAUUUAUUUUUGUCUUUGAUAUAUGUACACACGCUAUAACUCGCUAAUGCGGGGAAAGAUCAAUUAAGUAACUUGAUGUCGAUGAAAAUUGCAUUUUCGCUUCAAGUAACAAUUCAUUGAUAUCAUUGAUUAUUUAAUAUUAGUUUUAACCCUCAUUAUAUAGAUGUGAAUAUGUGAUUCAAAUCAAAUUUAGAGAAAUUUUUGAAAUAACCCAUAAUAAAUUUUUUUUUUAAUAUUUUUAUUAUACUAAAAAUUUAUAUUUUCCGUCAAUUUUCACUGAAUAAUUUUUCCCGUAAAUCGGCUUCAAGCAAUAACUUGAAAAUGUCUGCCAAGAAUUUGAAAACUGAAUUUGAUAAUGAGAACAACGAUCAAGGCAAACAAACGAUUCCUGCAAACGAGAAAACAUUAUAUUAGUGACACUGUGUAAACAUUUCCAGAAAAAUGUCGACAUAUCGUAUUUAAUUUAAGACACGGGCGUUUUCUCAUUUUUUUCUUGACUUUUUUUAAAAUUAUCCUUUCGAGAAUAUAUAUUUGAAUGGUUUCUUUUCAAUAAUUUAUAUUCGUUAUCCUGUUUAUAUAGACUAUAUUUUUGAGCUAUGUGAGCAGUUUUUUAAUUCGAUGUUUACGUUUAACUAAUGGAUUUUGUGUAUUUAUGAUUUUUUUAAUUUAUUUUUGUCUUUGAUAUAUGUACACACGCUAUAACUCGCUAAUGCGGGGAAAGAUCAAUUAAGUAACUUGAUGAAAAUUUCAUUUUCGCUUCAAGUAACAAUUCAUUGAUAUCAUUAUUUAAUAUUAGUUUUAACCCUCAUUAUAUAAAUGUGAAUAUGUGAUUCAAAUCAAAUUUAGAGAAAUUUUUGAAAUAACCCAUAAUAAACUUUUUUUUAAAUAUUUUUAUUAUACUAAAAAUUUAUAUUUUCCGUCAAUUUUCACUGAAUAAUUUUUUAAACUAAAAAUGGUGUUGAUAUGUAGGGGCAACAAUACGCUAUUCGUUGUUUUCUUUUUUUCACUUUCCGACCAUUGAGUUCGUGACGUUAUCGCGUACCUAUUGAAAAGGCAAUAAGGUUUAAGAUGUCAACUCGAAAUAGUUAAAGCAAUUUUGCAAUAGGAUGUGCACACCGACUUUGAACACCAACAUAACUUACUGUUCGUUGCGCGAGCACCCUUCUCUUUGAGUGAAGGCAUCCGGCGUUUACCAUUUCGCAAAACUUAAGUGUUGCUUUUCUUCCCUAUGUCAUCGAAAUUUGUAUAUACAAAAAAAGAAAAUGUAUUAAAAAUAGUCUUUUUUUUUCAUUUUUUUUAAAAUCAUUACGAAAGAUCGCAUAUACCAGAAAACACUUAACGAACAAUUUUUGCUUACGUGUCUUGAUUCUUUCAUCCCAUCAGUUGUUUGUUGUGUCCGCUUAUUUUUUUUCUUUGUAAUUGUUCUGAACAAUUAAAUUGCACAUGUAGUGAUCCCUCCUUCGUCCCGGACAAGCUUCAGCAUUUCUUUGCUGUCCCCUCAAAUCCCGUCGGAUCACAUGGACUUCUUCGUCGGCUUUCAUUGUCCGGCGGUUUUUUGCCUUUGCAGCUUGUUGAACAAUCUUUUGAUUUAUCUUUUUUGACGGUGCAGUCAAUUUUACCCCCACAACCGGACGUUUGCACAACCUCAUUAUUUUCGGACUUUUUCGUUGAUUGGCCGAACAAUGUCUUGUGCAACCAAUCCAUGGAAUUAAUUUUACUCAAGUUACAAGUUUCUCUUCUGAAUCUUUUUUUUUUUUUUUUUUUUCUCUGAUAAAUUUUGUGAGUUUCGUUCUAACUGCCAAAAUUUUUAAAAUUUCGAAAUGGUAAAGAUAAACUUGUGGUAGUCGACUAAAAAGACAAUAAUUCCAAAGUAAAAUAAAAUAUUUUCUAAUUUUCUAGAAAAUUUGUUGCACUUUUU
Messenger RNA from Glossina fuscipes, 6098 nucleotides. It is a transcript of the gene NSD, whose product is annotated as probable histone-lysine N-methyltransferase Mes-4. Gene Ontology annotation, biological process: regulation of DNA-templated transcription. The transcript is spliced from 6 exons. Lineage: Eukaryota; Metazoa; Arthropoda; Insecta; Diptera; Glossinidae. Gene Ontology annotation, molecular function: protein binding; histone H3K36 methyltransferase activity. Gene Ontology annotation, cellular component: chromatin; nucleus. The record is from RefSeq and is a predicted model, not a curated record. Bases 76 to 3939 code for a protein of 1287 amino acids.